AUGGCCGCGUUCAAGUUGGACAAAACUGCUAGCCUGCUCGCCGAAAAUGGAGUGGAUAUGGCCUUAGAACUCUUGUUACGAUUUUAUCGACAGUUUCGUAAAAUAAAUGUGGAACUUAGUUUCCAGAUCACUAAAAUGGACAUUGGUAUAAGAUUUAGGCAGCCGCACUAUCUGACCCUUGUUUCGACAAGGCCAGAACUGUCAAGAGCACAAUUUCUAAGAUUGAGUGAAGCUGAAAAAAGAGAAUACUUGAAAGUAUUAUUAGGUGAUGAAGAAAAUGAAAGUUUAGUAUCAUCUGACAGUGAAGACGACGAAUGGCUUCCUGCAGAUAAUCUUGAUCUUGAGGUAUCUGAUAAUGAGCAAGAGAGUGAUUACGAGGCUGAGUUUCAGGAAGAUGUCGGUAGUGAUGAGGAGUCUGUAAAUGAAGAAGCUGCAGAAGAAGAAAAUGAACGUGAAAGCGAAUCUGAAGAAGAAAAUGAAGACGAGGCUGCUGCAACAUCGCAAAGAAGUAAUAAUACAUCUUUUAUUGCUAAAGACAACACAAUUUGGCUCAAAAAUGCACCGAACCUUCAUCAAACACCUUCAAGAAAUAUUAUUCGACAAAGAGCUGGACCACACAGAAUCACAGAGAUGUUAUCGAUUUCUGAUACUUUCAAAAAAAUUAUGACUAUGGAAAUGGUAGAUAUUAUUGUACGUUGCACUAACAAAAAGGCAGAAGCUUUCUAUCAAGAAUAUAACGGUAAACAUCCCGAAAGAGAGCCACAUCCAGAUGGCCGCUAGCUUUCUUUUUCAAUAU
Messenger RNA from Acromyrmex echinatior (Panamanian leafcutter ant), 796 nucleotides. RefSeq lists its product as uncharacterized. Lineage: Eukaryota; Metazoa; Arthropoda; Insecta; Hymenoptera; Formicidae. The record is from RefSeq and is a predicted model, not a curated record.